Molecule: messenger RNA, 1116 nt
Organism: Daldinia loculata
Lineage: Eukaryota; Fungi; Ascomycota; Sordariomycetes; Xylariales; Hypoxylaceae
Product: NAD(P)-binding protein
Exons: 3
Coding region: 111-983 (290 amino acids)
Biological process (GO): phosphatidic acid biosynthetic process; triglyceride catabolic process
Cellular component (GO): endoplasmic reticulum; lipid droplet
Molecular function (GO): triacylglycerol lipase activity; acylglycerone-phosphate reductase (NADP+) activity
Source: RefSeq, a predicted model, not a curated record
UCACAGACUUAAACCGUGGUUUACCAAGAGGUAAUUAUCUAAACUAUAUAUAAUUGAGGCGAGUAUAAUCAAUCAACAUCCGUUUAUUUACUAAGAGACCUAUAAUCCAAAUGUCACCCAAGACCGUCUUCAUCACCGGCUGCGGUCCGGGUGGCAUCGGUUCGGCCCUUGCGACAGAGUUCCAUCUACGGGGCCACCGCGUCAUCGCCUCAUCGGAGGAUCUACCCACACACCUCCAGGAUAUCGGCAUCGAGACGAUGGUCCUAGAUGUCACGUCGCAAGACUCGAUCGAUAAGGCCGUGGCGCACGUGUCCAAGCUCACAGACGGCAAGCUAGACGUCCUGAUCAAUAAUGCCGGUGUCUUGCACAUUAUGCCCUUCGCACACACCGACGUCGCCGCUGCACGCCGCGUUCUCGAUGUCAACGUGCUAGGCGUGUUUGCCGUGACGCAGGCUUUUCUUCCGCUCCUCAUAAGUGCUGCCGCUGCUGCUAGGAAGAGCGGCGAUAGUAGUGGAAGAGAAACUGCGCUAGUAGCGAAUAUCGGCAGCGUCAACGCCCAGCUUAAGCCAGCUUUCUUCGGCAUUUAUAACGCGUCGAAGGCUGCCCUUGACGUUCUAGGUGCCACCAUCCGCCCUGAAUUGGCGCCCCUAGGGAUCCGUAUCGUGACUGUUAAGACGGGUGGCGUCGGGACUGGACUCUUCGCUAACGCGCCCCCGACAAAAUUGCCAGAGGACAGUCCGUAUCAGCCGCUGCGGGAGUACAUUGAAAGUCGGAAAAUGCUGGAGCGGAUACAUUAUAUAGAUCCUGCGACGUAUGCGAAGAAUGUAGUUGAUGAGCUGCUUAAACGCACUGUAAAGCCUGUCAUUUGGUACGGCCCCACGUCGACAAUUGCCUGGAUCUUGAGUUGGUUUGGCUGGGAAGAGAUGACGGACAGUAUCUACAUCAGAGAGAACUUGUUGUAUAAGUGCGCUAUAGAUACAUAGUGCUUUAAGUCAACAAAGCCAGUCCUACCUAUCUAUCAUCACAAGUUCUCGAUUGAGGAAGGAUUAGCGGAUUCGCUUAAAAGAUGUAUAGUUGAAAGGGGAGGACGGUAAGAGAGCAUCGUUAUAUUUAUGA